AUGGGGCGGCGCAAACGGGUGCUAGAUGCGGCGAUCGAUUCGACUGGGCUUGAAGCAACAUGUGCCAGCGUCUACUUCGUGCGACGACGGACAACGAAGGAUAGCUCCUGGAAAACGAUCGUCUAUCAGCGAUACCCCAAGCUUAGUCUGGUGAGCGAUGUCCGCACGAACUUCAUUCUCGCGUAUCGCGUUUUCGUUCGUGGCAAGACCGUCGAUCGCGGUAAAGCUCGUAAAGCAGACUAUCUGCUCUUCUAUCAGCCAAAUCUUCCCAUCGCCGUGGUCGAGUCCAAGGACAACAACCACUCGGUCGGGGACCGAUUGCCGAGGACUCGUCUCAUGCUGUUCCGUAUUGGAUUGCUGGUUAGCUUUAUUUUCGCAUUGGGUUGCACCGAUCGGUCCGAGCCGGAUCCUGGUCCGGAACCUGUGGUGACCUCGCAAGAGGUUCUGGACGAGGUUGUCGUCGUUGAAGGCAAGCCGAAGAUCACGGACGAUCAACCGGCCAUGGCAUGGGUUCGCAUGGAAUUCGAGGAUUUGCCGAAGGUGGAAGUGCCGGAAGCACCGCAGCCGCUGCCGUACUUCUCCGGCGAAGAGCAGCCCGCAGGAACCCAAGUACCGGAGGACGUGCAACUGCUGUUGGAAUCGUACGACAAAAAGGAUUUCGGCCAAGUCGCCGAACUGGCCCGGACCUAUCCGCAGAGAGAAGUUCGCCUGGCCGCGAUGAAGCGUUUGGAAUUGCUGGUCGAGGAUGACAAUCACAUGAUGAUUCAGACGCUCCGUGCCGGGCUGCAGGACGACGAUUCAGAUUUUCGGGCAAAGGUGCUGCUAAUCUUUCGCGGAGGUGUUCCUUACUGGGACAAACAAGUGGUCGUGAAAGCCCUGCCGGAACUCGCCGGGCAACUCCGCGAUACGAGCCCGCUCCAUUCGGAUGUGGUCGGAAUCAUCUUUAAAGAGCUCGGGCCUGUUGCCUUGCCUGCACUGCCACAAUUGUGCUGGGCGGCAGGGCAUGGCAAUUCGUACGCACUGGAAGCGAUAGGCGAGAUCGGCUCGAAAGCCAGCGUGGCGAUCCCCCUGGUGACCGAGCUGACAUGGGACGAGAGGAGUUCCCAAGGUGCGGUCGCCCUAGGGAAGCUGCAAGUCGAAGCGGAAGUGCUGAAACUGCUGAAGGACAGCGACGUGCGGACUAAGGGCUUAGGGGCGUCGGCGGCACGCUACAUCAAAGCGCCGUCGCGGGAGUUGGUCGUGGAGUUACUUUCGGCAGCGAACGACCCUGCCGCUCCAGUUUGUGCUUAUUCGGCCGAGGCACUGGGCAACAUUCGUCCGACGACUCCGGAGAUCGCUGGGGCACUGUUUGAAGUUCCCAAGCACGAAAUUCCCUGGGUCAACCAUGCCGUUUACGAUGCCAUCGCAAAGCUCGAUCCGCCAGCGCCGGAAGGCUUGGAUUUUCUCAACCGUCGUCUUGCCGAGACGAAUGAAGAGGAGAAUCGCGAGGCGAUUCAAGAGGCGAUUACCACGUGGAAAGCCAACAACAAGUCGCCGGUGACGUCGCUGCUGGAAGACGUGGUCGCGGAAGAAGGGGAGGUGAGCGAUCCGAUCAACGAUCAAGCCCAGGAAAUCUAUGAACCGCUCAAGAAUGUUCUUGCCGACAAGUCGCAGCCCAAUGCGAUUCGUGGUGCGGCCCUCCUGGCAUUGGACUCGGUGCAUAAGUAUCUGGAGGAAGGGCAAGCGGAAAGAAGCGAAGAGAUCACCGCGCUGGCUAGAGCGUGCCUGGCGGAGAAGCCGGAGCAGCCAUUGUUCGGAGCGAUCACCCACGUGCUGUAUGGUCAUAACAGCAGCGCGGAGGAUGCCGAUCGACUGCUGGCCGAGGGGGUGGUGACGAAAGGUUUUCUGAUUCCGCGGCUGGACGAUGUCGCCAAGAUCGGCUACCUGAAAAUUGAAGAGGGCUUGCCGGCGCUGAUUGACCUGAUCGAGCAAAAGGAAAUGUCGGUCAUGCUGGUACUGUUGAGCGAGAUCGGCAGUUUUGGCGACAAGGCGGCCGACGCAGUGCCUGGGAUCGUGAAGCUCGAUAUCGAUCCGAAUGAUAAGAAGAACGUUACGCUAUUCAAGAAUCAACUGAUCGCGUUGGGGGAAAUCGGGGCUCGGCCUGACUUGAGCAUUCCAUUUCUGAAGAACCUUCUGGAUACGACCGACCCAGCCAUGUGGGAACGUGGGGACAUCGUCCGAGCACUGGCCCUGGUGGUUGCCAAGAAUGACGAAGAUCCCAAGUUCGUGCUGGAGCAAGCGGGCUAUCUUCUGGACAACCAACUGACCAACCACAUGGCGGCUCUUGAUGCGCUGAAGACACUCGGUCCCAAGGCAGCGCCGAUGGUUUCCAAGAUCACGCCAUGCUUGGGACAAGUUUCCCUAUCGUGGUUUGCCUGCGAAGCGUUGGAAGCAAUUGGUCCAGACGCCCAAGAAGCGGAGCCGGCCCUGGUCGAGUUGGUGAGGACGGCCGACAACAAGCAUCGCGCGAUCCGCGCACUUGGCGCGAUUCGCGCUUCGAGUCCUGAGUUCAAGAAAUUAGCUACAGAAAUGCUGGAAAGUGACGUCGAACAUCGCGGGACGAUGACCGAGGUGUUGGGAGAACUGGGGACGAGUUCGGCGGAGUUCAUUCCUCAAAUUCAAAAGCUGCUGGAGAGCCCGAAGACGAUGGAACGUGUUUAUGCGGCUCGAGCUUUGGGGAACAUCGGCGAAGCCGCGAAACCGGACGUCGAUCAUCUCAAGAAACUAGCCGAAAAGGAUCCCGACUACAGCGUCAAGGAGGCGGCCAGGGAAGCGGUGAAGAAGCUUGAUCCGCAGCAAUCGGACGAAUCGUAA
Symbiodinium sp. CCMP2456 is the source of this 2853-nucleotide messenger RNA. The record is from the annotation of a GenBank genome assembly. NCBI's taxonomy places the organism in Eukaryota, Dinophyceae, Suessiales, Symbiodiniaceae.